Messenger RNA from Cicer arietinum (chickpea), 4891 nucleotides. Its product is annotated as TMV resistance protein N-like. Gene Ontology annotation, molecular function: ADP binding. The record is from RefSeq and is a predicted model, not a curated record. Gene Ontology annotation, biological process: signal transduction; defense response. Lineage: Eukaryota; Viridiplantae; Streptophyta; Magnoliopsida; Fabales; Fabaceae.
UUAAGUACUUGACAAAACUAAUUAAGCUAUGUAUAGCUUCCUAGUUUUUAUUGCCAAUUCAUGUUGUAUCAUCUCAUUCUUCACAUUCUUAUUAUCUUUGAAACAAUAGGAAUAUAUCUUGGUAUAUAAGUCACACUUAUGAAACAUAAAAAAAUUUCUUCCUCUUCCUUCAACCAUGGUUGGACUUAUGAUGUUUUUGUUAGUUUCUAUGGCGACGAUACGCGUUACGGUUUUACAGGCAAUCUUUGUAACACCUUAAAUAUUAAAGGAAUCAACACUUUUAAAGAUGACAUCAAACUUAAGAAAGGAGAAGAGAUUUCAAUCGAUCUUCUCGAAGCGAUCGAUGAGUCGAGGAUUGCGAUAAUUGUUUUUUCGGAAAAUUAUGCAUCAUCAACUUGGUGUCUUGAUGAACUUGUGAAGAUCAUGGAGUGUAAGAAGGAAAAGGGACAAUUGGUUCGUAUAGUUUUUUACUAUGUUGACCCUUCAAAUGUAAGGCAUCAAAGGGGAAGUUUUGGAAGGUCAAUGACUAUGCAUGAAGAAAAUAUGAACAUUAAUAAAGAAAAAGUGUGUAAAUGGAGAAGUGCACUUUCAAAGGCAGCAAAUUUAUCAGGAUGGCAUUUCAAAAAUGGGUAUGAAUUUGAAUUAAUUCAAAAGAUAACUGAAGAAAUAUCUAGCAAAUUAAAUCUUAGUCCUUUACACAUAGCUGAUCAUCCAAUUGGGUUGAAUUACAAAAUGUCACAAGUGAUUUCACUUCUAGGAAUCAAAUCUAAUAAUGAUGAUGAUGAUGUUUGCAUGGUUGGAAUUUGUGGAAUUGGUGGCAUUGGUAAAACAACACUAGCAAAAGCUCUAUAUAAUUCAAUUUCAAGAAAAUUUGAUGCUUCAAGUUUUCUUGUUGAUGUAAGAGAAAAUUCAAUGAAACAUGGUCUAGUGCACUUGCAAGAAACCCUAAUUCAUCAUUUACUUGAAGAAAAUAUAAAAUUAGAUGAUGUGAGCAAAGGAAUUCCUAUAAUAAAAAGACGAAUUCGCAACAAGAAAGUUCUUUUGAUCCUCGACGACGUCGAUAAUCUUCGACAAUUAAGAUCAUUGGUUGGAAGAAAUGAUUGGUUUGGUUUAGGAAGUAAGAUUAUCAUAACUACAAGAGAUAAACAAUUGUUAGCUGCUCAUGGAGUUGAAAAAAUAUAUGAAGUGAAAGAAUUGAAUGAUGAUGAAGCUCUUGAGUUAUUUAGUAUAAAUGCUUUUAGAAAAAAUGUGCCUAAUGAAAGUUAUAUGGAGAUAGCAAAAAGUGUAGUGAAAUAUGCAAAAGGCCAUCCAUUGGCUUUGAAUGUAAUAGGAAGUGAUUUGUUUGGCAAAACAAUAGAAGAAUGGAAAAGUGCAUUGAAAAAAUAUGAAACAAUUCCAAACAAAGAGAUUUUGAAUGUGCUUAAAGUUAGUUAUGAUAAUUUGGAUGAUAAUGAAAAGGAGAUUUUCCUUGAUAUUGCUUGUUUCUUCAAAGGAUAUUUGAAGGAAGAUGUCGAAAAGACACUAGACGCGAGUCGAUUUUAUUCGAAAUAUGGAAUUGGAGUACUUGUUGACAAAUCUCUUGUAACAAUUAAUGAGUCCAAUUCAGUUAAGAUGCAUGAUCUUGUACAGGAUCUUGGUAAAAACAUUGCUAGGAAGGAGUCUCCGUUCGAUCCGAGCAAACGAAGAAGAUUAUGGCAUCAUGAGGAUGUCUUUGAAGUUUUGACAAAAAACACGGGAACUGAUACAGUAGAAGGAAUUGUGUUGGACAUGCCUAACCUAAAACAAGAAGUUCAGUUAAAUGCCAACACCUUUGAUAAUAUGAGAAGGCUUAGAAUCCUUAUAGUUAGGAAUGGACAAGUUUCUGGAGUUCCUCAAAAUCUUCCAAAUAAUUUGAGAAUGCUUGAGUGGAACAAAUAUCCUUUAACAUCUCUACCUGAUAAUUUUCAUCCAAAGACACUUGUUGUACUCAAUUUGCCACAGAGUCAUAUUGUAAUGGAUAAGCCAUUCAAGAAGUUUGAGCACUUGACUUUUAUGAACUUCAGUGAUUGUGACACUCUAACAAAACUACCUGAUGUCUCAGAAACUCCAAAUCUAACAAGAAUUCUUGUUAACAAUUGUCCAAACUUGGUUGACAUUCAUGAUUCUGUUGGAGAUCUUGACAAACUAGUCACAUUGAGCACUGAAGGAUGCCCUAAACUCGAAAGUUUUCCGCGCGGCCUAAGAUCGAAAUAUCUCGAAUACCUUAACCUCAGAAAGUGUUCUAACAUUCAUACUUUCCCAAAUGUAUUGGAAAAAGUUGAAAACAUGAAAAAUAUUGACAUAGGAGGAACAUCCAUAAAAAACUUUCCAAGUUCAAUUGAAAACUUCAAUGGCCUUGAAGAAUUAGUAUUGACAUCAUGCUCAAAUGUUGAGGAUCUACCUAGUAAUACAAAUUUGUUUCAAAAUAUUGAAGAACUUAAUGUAGAAGGAUGUCCACAACUUCCAAAACUUCUAUGGAAGUCAUUGGAAGACAGGACUAAUGAUUGGCUUCCAAAGUUAAGUAAUCUUAGUCUCAAAAAUUGUAAUCUUUCAGAUGAAGAUCUUGAGUUAAUUCUCAAAUGUUUUCUACAAUUGAAGUGGUUGAUCCUAUCAGAUAACAACUUCUUGACCAUUCCUGAUUGCAUUGAAGACCUUUCUCAUCUCUUGCUUCUUAACAUACAAAAUUGCAAGCAUCUUAGAGAUAUUUAUGUGCUUCCACCAUACUUGCAAUAUAUAGAUGCAAGGAAGUGCUUGGAAUUGACUCCUCAAUCGUCAGAAGUACUAUUGAGUCAGGCAUUUCAGGAGGUUGAGUACAUAGACAUAGUGGUUCCAAGGACAAAAAUUCCAAGUUGGUUUGAUCAUUGUAAUAAAGGAGAAUCUAUCGCCUUUUGGAUUCGUCGAAAUUUCCCUGCAAUUGCUCUAUUUUUUCUUUUAAGUGGUGAUGAUGAAAGCAGAAGCAAUUAUACAUGUGAGUUUUGCAUACUAAUCAAUGGAAUCCAAGUAUUCCAAGGAAGAAGCGAGUGGCCGGUCGAUCAUGUAUGGCUGUUUGAUCUGCGAAUUCACCUCACCGCGAGCAAGUGGCAAGGCUUCAAUGAACAAAUAAAAUCUGGUUGGAAUCAGGUGGUGAUUUCAUGUUCAGUCAUUGAUGAGUCAAGAAGUUUAAGUAUUAAAUGUUGUGGAAUUCAUCUAUACAAAGAUAGAAUGAAUAUCCACCAUGUGUCCUUCAUAAGUCCUGAUCUUCAUGACUCAAAUAUGGUCCAUGAUAAUGAUAGUUUGGAUAUCUAUGAUGAAGUAAGAGAAGAUGUUGUUUUUCCUACAAUAUUAGCUAAAUAUUUUGACAAGACUAUAUUAGAGGUCUUGGAAAAUCUUCAAUCCAGCAAGAGAAAAAAGGAUAAUGAAUAUGACUUUGAUGAGGAGUUGGAACUGGACAGUGACACUGACAUUGACAGACAGGACAUGGAAGAGGAACAACAUUCAGCUUCUCUCAAUCAUCUAAUCCUUGAAACCUGUGAAAUUGUGAAUAAGGACAAUGGAAAAGAUACCAAUUUGCUUGAUCCUUCGACUGAACCCCUUGUUACAAGUAUCCAUAACAAGGAGCCAUUACUUGCACAAAAAGAAAAGUUGAAGGAGGUUGAAAAUUUUGCAUCAGAAUCAAAUACCAUUGCAUCAACAAGCAGAAACAAGGAAACACAGUUGGAUGAUAAAAUCACUUUUGUUGAACAAAUCAAUGUUGAUUCAAUAAAAAGCAAAGAACAUAUCCUAAAUGAAGACAAUAUGGAAGAAUUUUAUGCAUCACUUGAAGCAGAAACAACUUCUCCUUUACAUGUUCAAGACAACCAAUCCAACAAUUUAUCUGUGAGAAUUAGGCCUAGUGAAGAAACUCAAAAAGCAUUGCAAAUUCUACAAGACUUUGUCACAAAACAAUUUUCUCUUUUGUUGCAUCCCGGACGUUCCGGAUUGAUGAAAGAUAUUCUAAAGUACCUGCUUAGUUUACCAUCAAAUGAAGAAUUUUCUGUUAAAACAAAAUCAGUAUUACUCCAACUUUCACAAAGUUUUUCUCAGUGGAGUUUGGACUACAACAAUGCAAUCCUUAAACUUGAGUCAGCAACAACAAACCUAUCAAAAGCUGAGAAUCUGAAGGAUGAUCUUGAAGCUAAUGUUAAAGAUUUUCGAGAAACGGACAUGGUCGACAAGUUUUUGUCGAAUCAGUUGGCUUGUUUGAUGGAAGAGAAGAGAGAACUUGAAGAGAAAAUCAAUGCCAUAAAAGGUGAGAUUGCAGAUUUUUCAGCUCAGAAAGACAUGGUAGGUAAGAGAAAGAAAGAAUUGUUUCACAAAGGAAGUGUGACGAAAGGUGAAAGGGAUGGUUUGAGGAACCAAAUUCCAAGGUUGAAAGCUGAGCAAGAAUGGGCAAAGAUAACACAAGCUAAUAUUGAAGAAGAGUGGUUAAAGCUUGGAGAACAAUUCAUUGGAAGCACAAAAUUUGAAGAGUGCACCUUAGAACCUUCACAACAUUCCUUAUUUAAUGAGACAAACUCUUAAAAGGAUUUCGAUUGUUUGACUGCAUGCAAUCAACCACAUCUGGACUGUGCGAUUAAGAUCAGAUAGUCUAGAUUGCAAUAUAAAAUUUGAUUUUUUUUUUAUAUCUAAAAUAUCGAGUUUAAAAUAUGAACAGUCCGAACUUGGUCGAAAGGUUCAGACGUGGCUAUUGGGAGAAUUCCUACUUUAGGUGCUUUAAUGUAUUUGAUUGUAAUUCUCUACACUCCUGCUCAUUGUAUCAUGCGUGUGCAUACAUUAACUGUCAGAAAAUAGGGUUUGAUGCCCUUUUUGCUUUGAUAUUCCUCCGUAUAAAUAACGUUACAACAUUUAUAUCUAA